AUGUCGAGUCCCAGGGGACUGCUAUGGCUACCCCUGUUCUUCACCCCCUUCUGCGUCAUGUUAAACUGCAAUGUUCUCCUGUGGAUCACCGCUCUGGCCAUCAAGUUCACCCUCAUCGACAGCCAAGCCCAGUACCCUGUUGUCAACACCAAUUAUGGCAAAAUCCGGGGCUUAAGAACACCCUUGCCGAAUGAGAUUUUGGGUCCGGUGGAGCAAUACUUGGGGGUCCCUUACGCCUCACCUCCCACAGGAGAAAGGCGAUUCCAGCCCCCGGAGCCCCCCUCCUCGUGGACCGGGGUGCGAAACGCCACCCAGUUUGCGGCCGUCUGUCCCCAGCACCUGGACGAGAGGUCUUUGCUGCACGACAUGCUGCCUGUGUGGUUCACGGCCAAUUUGGAUACUCUGAUGACGUACGUUCAAGAUCAAAACGAGGACUGCCUUUACCUAAACAUCUACGUCCCCACGGAAGACGGAGCGAAUGUCAGGAAAAACGGAGAUGAUAUAACCAGUAAUGACCGUGCUGAAGAUGAAGAUAUCCAUGAGCAGAACAGUAAGAAGCCGGUAAUGGUUUAUAUCCAUGGUGGAUCUUACAUGGAGGGCACAGGGAAUAUGAUUGACGGGAGCAUUUUGGCCAGCUACGGAAAUGUGAUCGUCAUCACCAUCAACUACAGACUGGGAAUCUUAGGCUUCUUAAGUACCGGCGACCAGGCAGCGAAAGGUAACUACGGACUUCUGGACCAGAUCCAAGCUUUGCGGUGGAUCGAGGAGAAUGUCGGGGCCUUUGGUGGGGAUCCCAAGAGAGUGACCAUCUUUGGCUCCGGAGCUGGGGCGUCCUGUGUCAGCCUGCUGACCUUGUCACACUAUUCAGAAGGGCUGUUCCAGAAGGCCAUCAUCCAGAGUGGCACCGCCCUGUCCAGCUGGGCCGUCAACUACCAGCCUGCCAAGUACACUCGCAUACUGGCAGACAAAGUGGGCUGCAACAUGCUGGACACCACCGACAUGGUCGAAUGCCUUCGGAAUAAGAACUACAAGGAGCUCAUUCAGCAGACCAUCACCCCGGCCACAUACCACAUCGCCUUCGGCCCCGUGAUCGACGGGGACGUCAUUCCCGACGACCCUCAGAUCCUCAUGGAGCAGGGGGAGUUUCUCAAUUACGACAUCAUGCUCGGAGUCAACCAGGGGGAAGGCCUGAAGUUCGUGGACGGCAUCGUGGAUAACGAGGACGGGGUGACGCCCAAUGACUUUGACUUCUCCGUGUCCAACUUUGUGGACAACCUCUAUGGGUACCCCGAAGGGAAAGACACCUUGAGGGAGACCAUUAAGUUCAUGUACACGGACUGGGCGGAUAAGGAGAACCCAGAGACGAGGAGGAAAACCCUGGUGGCUCUGUUCACCGACCACCAGUGGGUGGCCCCCGCCGUGGCCACUGCUGACCUGCAUGCGCAGUACGGCUCACCCACCUAUUUCUACGCCUUCUACCAUCACUGCCAGAGUGAGAUGAAGCCCAGCUGGGCAGACUCAGCCCACGGGGAUGAAGUGCCCUAUGUUUUCGGCAUCCCCAUGAUUGGUCCAACCGAGCUCUUCAGCUGUAACUUCUCCAAGAAUGACGUGAUGCUCAGUGCUGUGGUCAUGACCUACUGGACGAAUUUCGCCAAAACUGGGGACCCUAACCAACCAGUUCCCCAGGACACCAAGUUCAUUCACACGAAGCCCAACCGCUUCGAGGAGGUGGCCUGGUCCAAGUACAACCCCAAGGACCAGCUGUACCUGCACAUCGGCCUGAAGCCGCGCGUGCGCGACCACUACCGGGCCACCAAGGUCGCCUUCUGGCUGGAGCUGGUGCCGCACCUGCACAACCUGAACGAGAUCUUCCAGUACGUGUCCACCACCACCAAGGUGCCCCCGCCCGACAUGACCUCGUUCCCCUACGGGACGCGCCGCUCCCCCACUAAGAUCUGGCCGACCACCAAGCGCCCGGCCAUCACGCCCGCCAACAACCCCAAGCACGCCAAGGACCCGCACAAGACCGGGGGCCCCGAGGACACCACGGUGCUCAUCGAGACCAAGCGGGACUACUCCACCGAGCUGAGUGUCACCAUCGCCGUGGGCGCGUCCCUGCUGUUCCUCAACAUCCUGGCCUUCGCCGCGCUUUACUACAAGAAGGACAAGCGGCGCCACGAGACGCACCGGCGCCCCAGCCCGCAGCGCAACACCACCAACGACAUCGCGCACAUCCAGAACGAGGAGAUCCUGUCCCUGCAGAUGAAGCAGCUGGAACAUGACCACGAGUGUGAGUCGCUGCAGGCGCACGACACGCUGCGGCUCACCUGCCCCCCGGACUACACGCUCACGCUGCGCAGGUCCCCGGACGACAUCCCGCUCAUGACGCCCAAUACCAUCACCAUGAUCCCCAAUACGCUCACGGGCAUGCAGCCUCUGCACACGUUCAACACGUUCAGUGCGGGGCAGAACACCACGAAUUUACCCCACGGACACUCCACCACCAGAGUAUAG
This is a messenger RNA of Otolemur garnettii (small-eared galago), 2514 nucleotides long. It is a transcript of the gene NLGN4X, whose product is annotated as neuroligin 4, X-linked. Gene Ontology annotation, molecular function: signaling receptor activity; neurexin family protein binding. The record is from RefSeq and is a predicted model, not a curated record. The coding region runs from base 1 to 2514 and encodes 837 amino acids. Gene Ontology annotation, cellular component: cell surface; synapse; postsynaptic specialization membrane. Gene Ontology annotation, biological process: presynaptic membrane assembly; neuron cell-cell adhesion; chemical synaptic transmission. The transcript has 6 exons. Lineage: Eukaryota; Metazoa; Chordata; Mammalia; Primates; Galagidae.